GUAUCCGCCAGUCGCUCCUUCCACUUAUUAUAUCCCAUCUCACAAUGCAACCGAGGUUACGACUACACGCCAGCAAGCGCUUGCGCCUGAGCACACCCACCAUCGCAUACCCUUCAUGUCAAUGUCGCUACGCUUCCCUGGCCGCUGCCACGACUCCGGCUCCUUCAAUUGAAUCAACAAUGCAUGUCUCGACUCCCAUCACUCGCCAUCCUCCUACUCAACCGCCACCAUACAAACCUGCCGAGUUCCGCAAGACACAACUUCACCGCAUCUACACAUCCCUGAUCCGUUCGUCACCCUUGAUGCUGGUUUUCCAACACAACAACCUCAAGGCUUCUGAGUUCUCAGGCAUCAGAAGACAGCUCAACUUCGCUCUGGAAAAGGUCGACGCCGAGCUGAGUACUGAAGCUUCGCCAUCUAUCAUUGGAAAGUACACGGAGCUUCAAAUUGUUCAGACUGGUAUCUUUGCCUCCGCCGUCAAGGUCGCCGAAUCUUUCAACCCAGACUCCUCCUCAGACACGCAGCAAACACGCGCUACGAAUACUUCCCCGCAAUACACACACAGCCUGUCUAAGUCAGCAUGGAAGACCGCUAGAAGCGCAAAGGUCCAGACUGGUCUGGAGCCCUUGUUGUCAGGCCCCCUGGUCGUUCUCACCUUCCCCCUGGUCUCUCCUCAGCACUUGAAGGCUGCCAUGACCAUUCUCGCUCCCUCCGAGGGCUUCCCUGCUCCCAAGAGAAAGGCAAACCCCGGUCUUUACGAACCCAGCAUCCAAAGCGGUCUCCAGAAGCUUAUGCUCCUCGGUGCCCGUGUAGAAGGCAAAGUGUUCGAUCUCGACGGCACAAAAUGGAUCGGCGGUAUUUCUGGUGGCCUGGACGGUCUCAGAGCCCAGCUUGUUUACAUGCUGCAAUCCUUGCCUGCUACCCUCACAAACACCCUCGAGGGUGCAGCAAAGAGCUUGUACGUCACCGUCGAGAGUAGGCGCCAGGAUAUGGAGCCAAAGGAGGAGAAGACAGACCAGCCUGAGGCAGAGCAGAAGGCCGAGUAGACCAUGUAUGUCUGUUCUGUUUGUACCAUCACCCACAUAUCUGUACAGCUUUUCUUUAUUUCACAAAAUGAUAUCCCUGCACACUUCCGCCACGUACGACGUCGUUCGCAACAAAUCUUUUUUGAUCGUGAUUCGUCGCUUUGAAAUUUCCGUCAUCUUGUUUACUAUCUUCAUAGACCGGGCUUUCACGAUUGAUCACUCAAG
Aureobasidium subglaciale EXF-2481 is the source of this 1250-nucleotide messenger RNA. RefSeq lists its product as uncharacterized. Gene Ontology annotation, biological process: translation. The record is from RefSeq and is a predicted model, not a curated record. The coding region runs from base 45 to 1046 and encodes 333 amino acids. Gene Ontology annotation, molecular function: structural constituent of ribosome. Lineage: Eukaryota; Fungi; Ascomycota; Dothideomycetes; Dothideales; Saccotheciaceae. The transcript has 2 exons. Gene Ontology annotation, cellular component: mitochondrial large ribosomal subunit.